Messenger RNA from Klebsormidium nitens, 1261 nucleotides. The record is from the annotation of a GenBank genome assembly. Lineage: Eukaryota; Viridiplantae; Streptophyta; Klebsormidiophyceae; Klebsormidiales; Klebsormidiaceae.
AAAAGAUCAGCUCGCACAUGGAGGGGGGAGAAUGCCAUUCGCCAGCUGGCACUUGCUGGCCAGAAAUUCGUGUCCUGCUUGGAAGAUCAUGGCAUCAGCGAAUGGCGCCCCUCCGGCCGCCGCAUCAGAGGCUGUGCUGAAGCAGUCGGAGGGCUUGCCGGCGUCAACCCCUGUGAUCCGCGGCUACGACUUCUCCAAUGGCAUCGAUUAUGAGGCGCUGCUUGGCGCGAUGGCCACCACCGGUUUUCAGGCGUCUAACUUUGGACGGGCCAUCGAUGAGAUCAAUAGAAUGUUGGAGUGGCGGUUGAGCGACGAGCCUGUCGUGGAUGACUGCGAUCCGGAGGAGCGGGACCCCGCAUUUCGUGCCGCCACACGUUGCAAGAUCUUCCUGGGCUUUACCUCCAACCUCAUUUCCAGUGGGGUCCGAGAGACCGUGCGCUUCUUGAUACAGCAUAAGCUGGUGGACGUCGUCGUAACGACCGCAGGGGGCGUCGAGGAAGACCUCAUAAAAUGUCUGGCGCCAACGUACCAGGGCGCCUUUUCGCUGGACGGGGCGGCCCUCCGAGCGCGGGGGCUUAACCGGAUUGGUAACCUGCUGGUGCCGAAUGAUAACUACUGCAAGUUCGAAGACUGGGUUAACCCGAUUCUGGACCAGUUUUUAGCGGAGCAGAAGGAGACGGGGCAGCUGUGGACACCGUCCAAGAUCAUCGAUCGGCUGGGCAAGGAAAUCGACGACCCAGAUUCGUGCUGGUAUUGGGCCCACAAGAACAACAUUCCGGUGUUCUGCCCUGCACUCACAGACGGCUCGUUGGGGGACAUGAUCUACUUCCACUCUUUCCGACACCCGGGCCUUGUGGUCGACAUUGUCGAAGACAUCCGACGGAUGAACGGGCAGGCCGUUCAUGCCGCGCCGCGCAAAACGGGGGUCGUCAUCCUCGGGGGAGGGCUGCCGAAGCACCACAUCUGCAACGCAAACCUGAUGCGGAACGGCUCCGAUUUCGCGGUGUAUGUGAAUACGGCCCAGGAGUUCGACGGCAGCGACUCGGGCGCGAGCCCUGGGGAAGCCGUUUCGUGGGGCAAGAUAAGAGCAAACGCGCAGGCCGUCAAGGUGCACGGCGAUGCUACCAUCGUCUUCCCGCUUCUCGUCGCUCAGACUUUCGCGAAAGAGGCUGAACGGAGAAAACAGCAGUCGUCAAAGAAGCCUUCCGAAACAACAGAAGACACUCGAUGACGCUCGUUCUCAAUACACAAGUUUACCACU